GACGGUCAGGCCAAGAUGAAUUCCUGUUGCUGCAGAUCGCAUAGCGAUCGCACGGAUCCCAUGGCCUGUCUUCCACAGUUUCCUCGUCUCCAGCGUGUCCAAAGUUGUAGGCCAUAUUUAGAAGGACGCAAGGCCAGCUGUUGUAUGUCCAGCGAGAGACGAUGGGGUCAGAGGAAUGGAGGCAUGAUCCAAUUGUUGGCCAAGAUGGUGAACAAAUCCAGCAAUACGGUCUGUCAGUUUCUCCAUCAGCUGACCCUCCAGCUUUUCGCAAGAAUCUUGUACCCUUUGAUGUUAGGUUGGAAUACGCUCAAGAUACCAUUUGUCCUUCCCGAUACCUGUGAGCUUUACUAUGGGAUCUUUGAUGAAUGUGGUGACCUGAGGAAGUCCAUUCGCACUAGGACAUUGCUCAUUCUCGUAUCGAUGAUGCAAUACUUUUUGAACCUUCCCAAGGGAUGUAUGAGAAAUAGUAAAUGCCCAGGUUGCAGGAAUAAUGAUGAUAGUCUGAAGAAUAUUCACAAUCCUGGUUAUUGUGGCAAAAAUGCUAUGACUCCUUUCUCGGGAUCUGCUUCGACGAGUAGAGUACCAUCGCUUGGCAGUGAAGUGCGGGCAGGACUCAGACGAUUGGGAUACGAAAGCUAUGGCAGUAUAGAGAGUUAUCCUUCGGAUGAAUCUAUACCAUAUGGUUAUGCCCCCUAUCGAUGUCCUUGUCAGGCUGGCUUACCUAAGCCUAAGAGGAUUUUGACUAAUCCUUAUGCUAAUAUGGGAUCAUUGGCUAUAGAGAGGGCCUGUUCGAAUGAGCUAGGUAGUCCCAUGCUAGCUGCUGAUUGCAUUCAGAGGCCUCCAGUGGCACCCAGUUCACGUCAAGCAGCCCGACUCAUGCACAUCACUCAACUCUCUGAUCUAUAUGCUGCAGUUGUACAAAACCAACAUUCUAGACAAUUACUAGCAGAAGGACAGCGUCCCAAGCAAAGAAUAAUACCCUGUACUGAAAACAGGGGCAGAUUCUCAGGUGGCUUCAUGGUUCCAGAGCCCUAUUUCAAUGGCAUGCCUUGGAGUUGGCUGCACAGGAAUCCACAGCGAAUGGUUCGUCUACCAAGUGGCGGUCUACCAAUGGAAAUACCACGUUAUAGACGCCAGCCGUUGGAUGAAAUGUAUGAUAGUUUUAGAAGCAAAUAUGAGGAUAUGAGCAGGCAGGUUAACCCCUUCAAGGAAAAUAGUCUCUUGCGUAUUCAAAACUAUGGAUCUGAGAACAGAUUCCAAUCCAUUAGCUGGGCGAACAAAAUCUUUAAUCUUCAAAAACUUCCGAUUAAAAAUAUGUCGAACAAUUUCAGACAAAUUCCGAUUGAAGAUAAAUGGAAAAUGAGGUGGGAUGAGGUCUUAUUAAAGAAGGUAAAUCAAGCUAGGCAAACAAAUAGUGCAUAUAACUAUUGGAAGGAUAUGAUGGAGAGAAAUCAAUUAAGAACAACAUUCGAUCAUGAUAGAAACGAUAUUCUAAGUAUACGCAAUCCAAUAUUUCAACCUAAAGAUAGAACUUAUUCUGAAAGUCUACGUAUGAUAAGGCAGAAAAGUAGUAACUCUCUAAGAUCAGCAAGUCAAGAUCAGAAGAAAACAAUACGGAAUCAAAAUAAAACAAAAGCAAAAACUAGGGAAAGUAUUUUUCCUCAAAUCAAAAGAAAACCAAUUUUCGCAGUACAAAGAGAUCAACACCGAAACGUUUUAAAUAGACGGAUAGACAUCAGAGGACACCAAUAACAAAUCUGUAGAUGAUGCCCUGCGAUUAGCAAGGAGAGAAGAGUAUAGCGACCGAAAAUAUCCUAAACCCGAGGCGUAUAGAAGAGAAAGGGCUAAAGAACUCUCUAGAAAUCGCUGG
Molecule: messenger RNA, 1870 nt
Organism: Drosophila eugracilis
Lineage: Eukaryota; Metazoa; Arthropoda; Insecta; Diptera; Drosophilidae
Exons: 1
Coding region: 16-1752 (578 amino acids)
Source: RefSeq, a predicted model, not a curated record